Carassius gibelio (silver crucian carp) is the source of this 966-nucleotide messenger RNA. Its product is annotated as olfactory receptor 52D1-like. Gene Ontology annotation, molecular function: G protein-coupled receptor activity; olfactory receptor activity. The record is from RefSeq and is a predicted model, not a curated record. Lineage: Eukaryota; Metazoa; Chordata; Actinopteri; Cypriniformes; Cyprinidae. Gene Ontology annotation, biological process: G protein-coupled receptor signaling pathway. The transcript is spliced from 2 exons. The coding region runs from base 1 to 966 and encodes 321 amino acids. Gene Ontology annotation, cellular component: membrane.
AUGCCAACAGAGAACAUGGGGCAACCAUCACUGGAGAAUGAGACCAGUGUCUCAGUAUUUACACUCUCAGGUCUUAAUGAAACAAUGGAAAACAGAUUUGUGUUUUUUUCUUUUACUGCACUGUUUUAUCCUCUUAUGGUAUUUUGUAAUGCAACUAUCAUUUUCACUAUAAUCUCAUAUAAGAGGCUUCACGAGCCAAUGUAUAUGUUUAUAUGCAAUUUGUGUAUAAAUGCACUUUAUGGCACUGCUGGAUUCUACCCUAAAUUCAUGUAUGAUUUAUUAGCUGAAGAUCAUGUGAUUUCUUAUUCAGGAUGUAUGAUUCAGAUAUUUGUCAUUUAUUCAUAUGCCCUGUGUGAAAUUUCAACAUUAACAGUAAUGGCAUAUGACAGGUAUGUGGCAAUAUGCAGACCACUGGAGUAUCAUUCAGUAAUGACUAAUCACAAAGUCCUUGAAUGGAUCCUUUUCUGCUGGCUGGCCCCCAUUUUCUUCAUCUCUGUUCUAAUUGUAUUAACAGCUAGACUCACUUUAUGUGGCUCUACUAUUGAAAAGCUAUAUUGUGAGAUUUGGGCAGUUGCAAAACUUUCUUGUUUUUCUACAACAGUAAAUAAUGUGUUUGGCUAUACUGUUAUUCUUGUAUACAUCGGACAUGGUGUAUUGAUAUAUUUCUCCUAUUUUCAGUUGAUACAAAACUGCCUGAAGUCAAUAGAGAGCAGGCACAAAUUUAUGCAAACAUGUGUGCCACAUUUGCUUUCACUAAUCAACGUGACUAUUGCAUUUUUGUUUGAUGUACUGUACAGUCGUUAUGGCUCAAAAAAUGUGCCACAAGGUGUACGCAAUUUUAUGGCCCUGGAAUUCCUACUCAUACCACCAAUUUUAAAUCCACUUAUUUAUGGAUUAAAUCUGACAGCAGUACGUCAGCAAGUUAUUAGACUAUUUUUCAAGAAAAAGGUUGGAAUAUCUAAGUGA